GAAAGAAAUUGUCGGAGAAGGAAGGAAAAUAAGAAUGGAAUAGUCGCUGUUGUUAGAGAUCCAGCGAACUCAUGGCUAAUUCUGAUGGUUCCAAUUUUUUGGCUGAGGAUGGGAAUAUGCAAAAUGGAAAAAAAAAAGAAUUCCAAAGUGUUCCGAGGAAAUGGGACAUACAUGACAUUGGGCCAAUUCUCCGCUGCUAAAAGAAAAUAACUUCACAGAAUCUCAAGGGUGCUUCAGGUGACAUAUCGUUGAGUGGUAGUAUCGGAAUAGCAAGGGUUGGGACCUCAUCUCCAUUGGAGAAAUCUGGUUCCAAGGAAAAGAGAGAGGCUGAAGAAGCAUCACUUGGGACUUACAAUUUAGACUUACAGUUUGAUGUCUUCUUUUGUUAUCUUAUUUCAGUCAAGGCGUUCGAGACUUGUCUUUGCAACAACAGCCCCUCCAACCAGCAGACCUCAGAGUCAUGGCCUUUUUAAUGUUUGGUACAGCACUGGCGUGGCAGUACCAACUGGAUUUGCUCUCUCGUAAGGCUAUGCAUGUGAGUUCUCAACUCCAGCCUUCACAGCCAAGGCUCACAUCCAGUUCUCAAAUCCAGCCUUCACAACUCAAUUUGGAGGCUCUAGUGUUCUCAUUAGAUGAAGUUCACAUAGGAGAGGUUGAAGAAGACAACCAUGACCACCAUCAGGUUGAUGCUGACACAAUCACUCUGCAAGACGAGAUGCCCAGGAUCACAGAGGCUUCAUAUGAGAGAUUUGAGGAUCUUGGAGGAGAACAGGGAGGAGAGAGCGAUGUUCUAACUCUGCAAGACCACAUACCGAGAACUACAGGUGACUUCUACGAAAGAUUUGAAGAUGUUGGAAGAGGACAGAGUGAUUUUGUACGAGGACGAGAGGAGGAAGCAGACCGUAUCCCUGAUUUUGGACCUGAUUUUGGACGAGAUGAAGGAGACAGUGUCUCUGCUGCUGGAGGAUCAGAGGGGGGAAACAGAGAUAGAGUCUCUGCUUCUGGUGUUUCUGAGGGAGAAAACAGAGGCCGGGACUCUGCUCUUGCAGGAGAAGGAGGAGAUCCAGCAACUAACGUCCCAGUCUCCAAUAAACGCAAGCGCACCAUCAUUGACAAGAAUAAACAAGUCAAAAUAGAGAAGCUUUACAGAGUAAAAAAAAGGCAAAAGCGCAGCAUAGCCGAAGCUAAGAGAGCCAUGUACAAAUUUUCAGGAGAUGUGGAUUCUUGUUCUCUGAUAUUCCGUCAGCCUCUGAUAAUUUGUCAGCCUCCAAACCUGAACGCGCAAGACCGAAACCUGCAUGAAAGGGAGAAUCCAGAAGACCUUAACCCGCAUGAAAGGGAGAAUCCAGAAGACCUUAACCCGCAUGAAAGGGAGAAUCCUGAAGACCUAAACCUGCUGCUUGAAAGGGAGAACCUGCAGGAAAGGGAGAACCCAGAAGGCCUAAACCUGGAUGAAAGGGACUGGUAUGAUGAUGGAAUAUUUGAAUUUGGAAGCUCUUCCAGCCCGAACAGAUUUGAAGUCGGAAGUUCUUCUAACUUACCGAGUGAAGAAGAUGUGCGUCCUUGUACAGAUGGACCUGAGUGGGGUUCUAUGUUUCAAUUGCACAGGGAGAUAACACUUCAAAGACCUGAAGCCCUUUGGUUAUUCACUUCGUACUUAGCGUUAUCUCAUCUAAAAUUGAAAUACCGUGGGCUUGGAUACAAGCCACUCCUGGAGAUGGUUUAGGAUGUGCCAAGAGAAGGCGAAGAGUUUGGUGACAUUCGAAUUAGAGUGAGACCACGAGGUCCAAAUGACCUACUACCACCAGACGUAGACUCUGAUGAUGAUGGUGCUGAUCUGGGAGUAUACACUAGCAAGAAGAAGCAGAAUGAAGCAAUGGAUAAAGGGUACUCUGCUCCUGAUGCAACUUCUCAUCCAGCCGAUGAUGCAACUUCUCAUCCAGCCGAUGAUGCAACUUCUCAUCCAGCCGAUGAUGCAACUUCUCAUCCAGCCGAUGAUGCCACUUCUCAUCCAGCCGAUGAUGC
Molecule: messenger RNA, 2025 nt
Organism: Eutrema salsugineum
Lineage: Eukaryota; Viridiplantae; Streptophyta; Magnoliopsida; Brassicales; Brassicaceae
Exons: 5
Coding region: 461-1726 (421 amino acids)
Source: RefSeq, a predicted model, not a curated record